UUCCCUGUUGUAGAAGGGCUACCCCUGACACCGUAAGUCUACCCUGUUGUAGAAUGGCUACCCCCGACACGGUACAGUCUACCCUGUUGUAGAAGGGCUACCCCUGACACGGUACAGUCUACCCUGUUGUAGAAGGGCUACCGCCGACACUGUACAGUCUACCCUGUUGUAGAAGGGCUACGCCUGACACAUAACAGUCCACCCUGUUGUAGAAGGGCUACCCCCGACACGGUACAGUCUACCCUGUUGUUGAAGGGCUACCCCCGACACGGUACAGUCUAUCCUGUUGUGGAAGGGCUACCCCCGACACGGUACAGUCUACCCUGUUGUUGAAGGGCUACCCCCGACACGGUACAGUCUAUCCUGUUGUGGAAGGGCUACUCCUGACACUGUACAGUCCACCCUGUUGUGGAAGGGCUACCCCCGACACUGUACAGUCCACCCUGUUGUAGAAGGGCUACCCCCGACACGGUACAGUCCACCCUGUUGUAGAAGGGCUACCCCCGACACGGUACAGUCCACCCUGUUGUAGAAGGGCUACCCCCGACACGGUACAGUCUACCCUGUUGUUGAAGGGCUACUCCUGACACGGUACAGUCCACCCUGUUGUUGAAGGGCUACCCCCGACACGGUACAGUCUACCCUGUUGUUGAAGGGCUACCCCCGACACGGUACAGUCUAUCCUGUUGUGGAAGGGCUACUCCUGACACUGUACAGUCCACCCUGCUGUGGAAGGGCUACCCCGACACUGUACAGUCCACCCUGCUGUGGAAGGGCUACUCCUGACACGGUAAAGUCUACCCUGUUGUGGAAGGGCUACUCCUGACACUGUACAGUCCACCCUGUUGUGGAAGGGCUACCCCCGUCACGGUACACUGCACCCAGGAUACAAGGGGUACUCUGUCUUGGUGUGUCUACUCAGUUGUUUGUAUUAAAACAAUAUGUACCUUGAAAGAUCAUCGUUUAUACUGUUUCAGCUGUUUGACUUUACCCAAAUCGUCAAAAAUCACAUUCAAAUAAGUGGUAUAAUCUGAAGUCGCGCUUAUACCGUGUUUACGAGAAUAUUUUUGAUAAUGAUAGCAAUUUGUUAUUUCUGAGAAAAUAGGUCUUGUGUACGAGGAUGAACCUUUGAGGGAUGGCGGAUUCCAAGAGAAAUGAGACGUCAGGAGUGGCGACAGAAGAGAGUCUACAAACGGAUGCAGUGAUAGACUCUAUGACAGACGGCAUAUCCCCGACUGUUGUCCACUCUAAAGCCACGGCAGUGGGAGAGCCGUGUGAUGACUCCAGAGUGUCACCUCAUGAUGUCUGUGGAGCGACCACACCGAAACAGGUUGUUGACAGCACUGGGGGCCAGGGAUCAUCAGUGCCAGCCCCCACGGAGGAGUCUACAGUCCCCAAACAGGCUGCAGAUAGUGGAGGGAGCAUACCCAGUUCCAGGUGUGCCAGAGAUGAGAUGAGUCAAACAGCACCAAGGGCAACGCAGGUCUCCACGAAUCCCCCAACUCCCAUGACCAUUUCCAUGAUUGGCUGCACAAACAUACAACUUGAACUGGCCACAGGUACUGAAGGAAGGCAACUGCAAACCAAGGCAACACCCACCUACAGACCAAAUUGUCAUCUGACUAAAGGGGAGCCGCUCAGCAUAGUUCUUGUUGGCAAAACGGGUAAUGGAAAAAGUGCAACAGGAAAUACUAUUUUCGGGAAAAAUCAACUUUUCAAGUCUUCUCCUGGAUCAAAAUCUCUGACAAAGAAGUGCCAACUUGAACACGGACUUAUAGCAGGACGAGAAAUAUACCUGGUUGAUACACCUGGUAAUAUGGAUACGAGACAUCCGAAAGAAUGCUUGCAGGAGAUAGGAUCUGCUAUUUACCUGUGUCCGGAUGGGUAUGAUGCUGUUCUACUCAUUCUCAAAUUUGGUAACCGUAUGACAGAGGAAGAAAGAAAAGCUGUCCGUGAAAUACGGAAGCUCUUUGGACAGGACAUAUUCUCCAAACAUGUUGUGAUCGUGUUCACAUAUGGAGAUAAUUAUGACAGCGAAGAACCAUUUGAAGAUUUCAUUUUCGAAGAUGCUGAAGACUUCUUAAAGAAUCUUAUCACUGAGUGCAAACAUCGGGUUGUACUUUUCAACAACAAAUUCAAAUACUUGGAGGCUGAAGAGGAAUCUUUCCAUCAGGUAUCAAAACUAAUGGAAAUCAUUGACUAUCUCAGGAGAUGCAACAAUGGUAGGAAGUACAAUAACGAUUUUUUUAAAGAUGCAAAAGAGUUGCAUAUGGGAAUAGAGGAGACUGACAAGUCACUGCGCAAGCAGCUGUGUAUAGAACAAGCAGAGCUUGACAAACAGUUACAGACUGAUCAAAAAGACAAACUGCAGAAAGAAAAGGCUGAGAGCUUAAGUAGAAUGAGAGAGAUAAAAGAGCAACAGUUGUUAAAGGCUGAACACUUUGGGAGAAAGUUGAAUGAUAUCGUGACGAAAGAAAGAAAUGAAUCUGAAACAAAGUUGAGGGAGUCAUUAUCGAUACACAUGGAACAAUGGCAAAAGGUUUGGGUCCAAGAAGUUGAAAACAUUUGUGAAAACAACGAAAAACAGUUCUCUGCAUCAUUGGAGAAGGACCAGGAACUGAAAUUAGAACUGAAUACAGACGAUGACAUGAGAACUUCAGAGAGUGACCUUGCAGAAAUAUUUGAAUCUGAUGCUGAGAAUGAUGGAAGUUUGAAAGAAUGUUGGAAUGAGUUCAGGGAGAAACUAAAUGAAAAGAAGAAAUCCAACAUAAUGAUAUGGGAGAAUAAGGUAUCCGAGGUGCUUGGCAAAAGGAUUAAAAGUCUUAGGGGUUUCACAAAGAAUACAGUUUCAGAAUUUGAGAACGAGUGGUUAAAGGAAAUGGAAGAGAGAAGAGCUGAACAUCUUUCAACCAGUGACAAGGUCAUUUCUGAACUGAAAGAAGUUGCCAUACAGAAGGUGAAGGAAAUGUUUGAGGCUAAAACACAUCUGGAUAACUGGAGGGACGAAAUGGACACUGUCCAGGACAGCGAGGAGCUUCUAUGGAGAAACAGCAUUACUGAUAUUCUUUCUGAAAGAAAAAGGCAAUUUGAAGAAAUGAUCCAUAAAAUAAGACAACAGAAUGAGGAAGAUUGGCAGAAGAAGCUUGAUGCUAAAUGGAAUGAAAAAUAUGAAGAAACACACCAAUCACUGGUUCUCGAGAAAUCCUACCGAGAAAGGAAGUGGAAGCUUGACACCCAAAAAGAAAUUGGAUCACAUGUUACUGAGAUACAGGCUAAGUUCAAGAAAGAAGAGAAGAUAAGACAGAUUGAUGACAUCAUGAAACAUGCCGAAAAAGAAAUUUUGAAUCAUGGGACGUUUCUACUUCAGAGACUGUCAGAAACAUUGACAAGAAGAGGCGCCACCAGUCAAGAAACAUGGGAUGAGAACAUCGCAAACCUGACGCAUCUUUUGAUGAAUGUGAUGAAUGGGGAUGGAUGGCAGCGGUCAAUGAUGCAGAACAUUGAGGAACAAAGACAUACAUCUAUGAACAGAUGGAGAAAUACAACAAGGACCACUGUUGAAAGUCAGGCGAGAGAUUUCAAACAUCGUUUAAAUAAAAUUUACCUCGUCGCAAACGAAAAGUGGACACAAACAUUGAAAGAAACGAUGAUGAAACAAAGUCAUUCUUGGGAACAAAAACUGCACCAGUUAAGUCAAGGAUAUGCCGAAGUUGUGGAAAAACAGAUUGAUGAAACACUCAAAAAGAAAAUUUCAAAGCGGAACACUUUGCUACAUGACUGGACUGAUUUUGAAGAGAAAUGGAGUUCUAAAGUAGAAAAUAUCAGGUAUAAAUUUGAACUAAAGUGGAAAGAAAUGAUAAAGCCACUUUCCAGAAAUGUUGAUUUUAGGAUCUGCGAGGAAGAUAUCAUCAGAGUGAAACAGACUUUUGAGGAGACGAUGUACAUCAAGCGAAACGACCAAGAACAUGCAUGGCUGACAGAAGAACAAAAGCUGUUUGAGAGCAUGACAGACAACUUUAGGAGGAAUCUGUCACACAAACAUUGCUCUCAGGAGGAGCAAAACAAUAAACACAUGGAUGCUGAAGUUCUCAAGCACACAAUAGCCUUUAGAAGAGAGAUGGAUAUAUAUGUUGAUGACGUAUACAAAUACUGGCAAGACGUAUUUGAUGAUGGAAUGAAGAGGAAACUCAGGGACAUUAGAGGUGUAGUUGGGAGGCACCAGGCAGCCAACAUGCAGUCAUGGAAAGAGGAAGCUCAAAGGGAAAUCCUUGACAUUAUAUCCAAGUGGAAUCAGGAAAUGACGGAUAUACUAACACACAGGGAAAAUGAGUGGAAUAGGCCCAUGAAACAGCUGAGGUUAGAGAAGGAAUGGCAACUGAUGAUAGAGCUCAGGACCUUGCAAGCCAUCUUCAGAAGAGAGAUGGAAACUAUCACCCGGGAAGAGCUGAUGGCAUCACACCAGCAAGUUAAUCAAAUUCUUAAAACAAAACGCCACAGGUUGGAGGUGAAUUGGAAUGAGGAUAAUAUAAUGGCUCUCAAUUUGAUGAUGACGAAUGCUCUUGACAGAGCCAAGUUCGCUUCAGAGGAGAUGAUGCAAGAGACUAUGAAUGAAAUUAUUCAUCAGAGAAAACUUGAAGAACAGGGAUGUGAACUGAUGAUAAAAUCUGAACGGCUGAUCAGUCAAAAGAAGCAGCUAGACGAGGCAUGUCUUGUACAUUUUGGCAAAAAGUUUGCAGAAAUGAAUGCUUGCUUCCCGGUCGAGUCCUUGGUACAAUUAUUCACAGGACAAAUUGUUUCCUUAUCAGAAGUCAACAUAGGUGACAAACUCCUUUGCUAUGAUGGAAAUGGCAUGCCUGUGUACAGCCCUGUGUAUCGGUUUGGCCACAGACAGCAAUACGGACACAACACGUUUAUGGAGAUAUCCACAAAAUCAAGGAUAUUGAAGGUUUCUCCAAAUCACCAUGUCCACAUUGGAAAAUCUGUCUGCAGGAAAAGCACUAAAGCUGCAAUAGCUUUAGAAGCUGGUGAAACUGCUCUAGUGUUAGGGGAGGACGGCAUUCUGGUACCAGAGGAGGUUCUUUCUGUCAGUUUGACAAGCGGAAGAGGUCUAUAUGCCCCCUAUACACUGUGUGGUACCCUAGUGGUGGAUGGUGUGCUUGCUUCCUGCUAUGUGGAUCGUGUUACACCUCUUCUAGCACAUUGGCUACUGGCACCUGUUAGAGUUUGGUACAGACUGUUUACUCUAGGUGCUUCUAAUAUUGCAACGAAGAAGAGUCCUGAAAAUAUUCCAUUCCUGAAAGUGCUUGGACCCCGAGAGGUCUCUGUUCCAUUGGAGAAGAGAGAAUUUUCUGAAAAAAGAAAGAUGCCUAAUGAUAGCAAGUCCUCUUGACGUCUUGGAAGGUUCGGAGGGCUAAACUAAUCUGUGUUCUUGCCAGCAUGUGAAAUCCGUUUGUAUUAAAAUUGACUCUGACAAUCUCUCAAAUGACACAAAACUGUGUCUAAGGUACGAUUGUAUUCCAUUUCAUGUGAUCUCGUUGGUUUGAUGGCAGUUGUAUUGUUGUUAUUACAAUUUUAAGGGGUUGUUAUUUGUUUUAGUAUUAGUAUAAAAAGUAUUACUUUGUUAGUAUUUUGCGCACCUAAAGUGUCGAUAUUCCCCGGUGUACACUAACACGGCAGCCAACAGAUUACCAGCCAACAAUGUUUAAUGUGUCCGGUCAGGAUUGUCUUGUCUUAUUUUAAUUUAUAUGAAGAUAAACCUUUUACAACUAUAUUACGUAAGUUUACUUCAGGAAGUCCAACACUUUUAAAAGUAUAUUUCGAACGCUGAUAGCUGUCAUGCAGUAUAUGCAGUUUCUUCAUCAGCUUCACUGUAUCAGUAAAACUGAGGCUUCUUAUUUUACUCAAAUACACAUUUCACAGUACAGUUCAAUUGUGGGGCGUAAUAUCUGGAGUCUGCAAUCAUUUUCGUUUUAAUAAUUUUGAAUAUGACAUAACCUGUGAAUGCACGUCAGUAUUGUAUUUCUCGAAACAUGCAUCUACAUGUAGACCUGUUCAGUUGAAAUAAACCAUACCCAGUGUU
This is a messenger RNA of Haliotis rufescens (red abalone), 6079 nucleotides long. Its product is annotated as coiled-coil domain-containing protein 18-like. The record is from RefSeq and is a predicted model, not a curated record. NCBI's taxonomy places the organism in Eukaryota, Metazoa, Mollusca, Gastropoda, Lepetellida, Haliotidae. The transcript has 9 exons. Gene Ontology annotation, molecular function: GTP binding. The coding region runs from base 1136 to 5389 and encodes 1417 amino acids. Gene Ontology annotation, biological process: protein autoprocessing.